Messenger RNA from Camelina sativa (false flax), 2250 nucleotides. The record is from RefSeq and is a predicted model, not a curated record. Lineage: Eukaryota; Viridiplantae; Streptophyta; Magnoliopsida; Brassicales; Brassicaceae.
AUGAAAGCUGGAGCGUCAUCAUCACAGACUCCUCCACCAGUUCUUCAUGAAGACGGGAGUAACGAACUGACUCAAGAUGUGUUGUCGCAAGAAGAAGACCGAUUCGCGCCUUUAGGAAUCUCAAUCGAAGAUAUCGAUCCUUUGUUAGAUCAUAAAGGACGAAUUGGAGGCGAUAAGAGUUUGAGUGCGAUCAAAACCGUGAACGACAUGCUGAACUCAUGCGGUCUAUUUAACAGUAACGUCACAAUUCUGAUCCCUCGAGCCGACCAGCGCCCCUGGAACCCGCCGGAAGGGUACAUAUGCUUGUACGAGGGUUAUUUUACUGAAUGUCGCCUCCUAUUCCCAAUCCCAGCAUUGAUAUCACUCUACGCCCAAAGACGCAGGAUAGCGAUCUGCCAAUUUGUUCCUGGAGCCAUUUGUAACUUCAUGGCUGCCCUUACCAUAGCAGCCGAAGUCGGAGUUAACAUUGGAGUUCAAUGCUUUGAGCAACUGUCCAACUUCAAGUCAUCAAAGAGUCCGCAUCGUUGGGAAGUGAAUAUGAGACCGGCGCACAAUUUCCUUGCUGGUCAAAGAGUUUCCAAAUUCAAGAAGUGGGUGAACCACUACUUUUAUGUCCGCGUCGAUCAGUACUCGCUCGUCAAUCCAUUGGGUUUCCAUCGGAGAGUGUGGAAUGAAAAUCCUGAUCGUCCAUUUUGCGCAACACGUCUAGCUCCGGACUAUCACCCUGUCAGGAACGCUCUGCUAUCCGGGAACAAUCAUCGGUGGGAAUUUAUUACCCGUAUCCGUGUUGAAAAAGCGAUGGGCAAACCCAUGACAACAUUCCCAAGUUUCGCGAGUUCGCUAGGACGAACUGCGGAGCCAGCUGGGUCACGUGUCAUCGCAUCCGAUAGUCUCCAGGUCGUUCGCCGAGAAACCCAGGCUACCAUCGAAGCCGACAUCAAUCCUCCUCAGGACAGGUCUGACGUUGAUCCUGUUCAGGAUCGGACCGUCAUCGAGCCCACUCGGGCUUCCGAAGAAAACGUCGACACGGUCGACGUUGCGAAAGGCGAUACCCCUUCCCUAGCCUUAGGGAAUGCCGACCCUCCGAAAGAUGAAGAAGAUAUUCCUCAGCUCGGAGUUGGACCAAUAAAGAAGAAGAGGAAACACAAAAAGAAGGCACCGCAGCCAGCAGCAAGCCACAAACGCUCAGCUGAAGACGCCGGACUGGAAUCUGCCGACCGAUUCCGUCUGGCAAGAGAAAAUGACAAAACGGAUCGGUUUGCCUUUGAGUAUUUCGGUGAUACUCCUUUGGUCACAAGUCGUGAUGCUUCAGGCGAACUUUUCCGAACCUUGAAGAUCUCUAGUCGAAUUCUUCCGUCAGCGGACGAACUGGAGUUCCAACAAGCGUUCCUUGACGUCGCCGAAUCCCACUUGAUGAUUGCCGCCAGGAUGAAUACGCUGACUCAAUUGUACGAUAGGCGAGUCAAAAGCGAUAAAAAGUCUGGAUUUGAGCUUGAAAAGGUGAAAGAAUGCGCGGAACAAAUCCGAGUUGCCAGCAAAGCUAAGGACGAGAGGAUCAAGGAGCUUGAAGCUCUUCUUGCUGAAAAGGACGGUAUCAUCGCCAAAUCCGAACUGAGGAUUGGCGAGCUGAAUUCCCGAGCGCUUAUUCUCAAAGGAGAGAAAUCCAAACUGCAGGGAGCAUGCAACGAGUUGAAAAUCAAACUCGACUUUGAGGUUAAAAGACUUCGGCGGGAUCGUUUGGAGAAGGUGGAGCGAACAGCAAAGAAGGCGCAGACUCGAUUGAAUAAAGUCAAGGCUUAUUUAGUCGAACAAGAGAAGAUUCGCCCCUUGGAAGACCUGUUAAACCAAGCUACCAGAGUGCAGGAAACUGUACAAUAUCUGAUCGAGAAGGGGGCCGUUAUUCCUGAGGAGCGAAUCGAGGAGAUUGAUAUGAACAAGGCCAAAGCCGAGGAAACUAUCCAAGCGAUCGACGUCCUCAAACUGAAUGAAGACGACCUCGUCAUGUCCCCUGAUCAGCUGGGCUACGGACUUCUGCAUCCCGGAACGAUGGCUCCGGACUCCGUCUACCAUCCGUAUGGCUCCAAUGCCGAGAGCUUCCAAGCCGAUUUGACCGCGUGGAAUCCCCUUUUAUCGGGAAUGGUGUCCCGACGUUCUCGAAUGCCAAAGCUAUUGAAAGGGGAUGGCCUACUACCCGAACAUCCGAGCUCCUUGGAUGCUGAUGUUCUGCGUAAAACCGGAAGAGAGACGUGA